Molecule: messenger RNA, 324 nt
Organism: Paracoccidioides lutzii Pb01
Exons: 1
Coding region: 1-324 (107 amino acids)
Source: RefSeq, a predicted model, not a curated record
AUGCCACAUCUGACAAUUGAGACUUCCAUCGCUGCUGUAUUCCAAAUCAUCCAUCUCAUCGCUCAGAUGUUUCAGGAGCUGGAAGAGCAUGCGGCCUUCGCCCUUAGGGUCAAGCUUCCGUUAUGCUGCCUUCUCCUUAUCGAAACACUAAAACGCAUUGACCAGGAAGUCGGAAUGGGUCGCGAACUUCCCAUGCUGCACACUAAUAUUUUCUCGGGUUGUGCUCUUCACUAUUUCCAUCGCUUUGGAGAGGGCCUAGAUGUCUGCGCGAGUCUUGGUCUGCACUACAGUCGGGUGGACAAGUCCGGAAUCAUUAUAUCGUGA